Mya arenaria is the source of this 2552-nucleotide messenger RNA. Its product is annotated as transmembrane protein 267-like. The coding region runs from base 217 to 828 and encodes 203 amino acids. Lineage: Eukaryota; Metazoa; Mollusca; Bivalvia; Myida; Myidae. The transcript has 4 exons. The record is from RefSeq and is a predicted model, not a curated record.
UUCAGCUAGGGCUUAUAAAAUGUGUCCGUCAUUAUCACUUUGCUUCAUGUACCAAAAGUUCUAAAAUAUGAAAAAGGAAUGUAUUAAACUUUCCAGGUUCAUUUUGAUAAUGCAGUCGGCCAGAACAAGAACCAAACUGGUUGGUAUGCCAUGUGGCGUGUAAUGGCAGGUUUGAUAUGAAAUAAUAGUAAAGUUUGUUCUUGCUCUGCCACCUACAUGUUAUUCAGCUUAGGAAAGCUGUUUGUCCUGGAAGUAAGUCUUCUGUUAACAUGUUUCCUUGGCGACCAUCUACUUACACAUCCUGUUACUAACCAGCGAUAUCUGGUUGCCAUUGGUGACAGUCUCACUCAUGGAUUUGUAGGAGCCAUCUCUUGGGUCAUUGUUAUUGAUGCAAAGAACAGACAUGAUAUUGCCCAGUGUUUGCUGUGUUUGAUGUUUGCCAUGGCUGUAGAUGUGGACCAUUUCAUCGCUGCAAAAUCACUUAGCUUAGAGGCAGCCUUGUCGUUACCCUCCCGACCACCAUUCCAUGCCACAACUGUGAUAUUUCUUGUGGACCUUAUUCUUCUCAUCAUGGCAGCCAUUCUAAAAUCUGGAACACCUCUGACUUUAGCCCUCAUGUUCACUGUUGCCUGGUUUUCUCACCAUGUGAGAGAUGGGACUAGGAGGGGGCUAUGGUUACCUCCCUUUACUGAAACACCGCCAUUGUCAGGAUUGGCAUAUUUAGGACUGAUUAUGGUUAUACCUUUGUUAGGCAGAAUUUUAUAUACAAAUUGGUUGCAGUUUUCUACUGACAGACAGUUAAAGAUCAUAGAAAGUAACAUUGUAUAGUGAUUUUAUUAUGAAUUGUUUAUAAUUAAUAAAUCAUUUGGUACUAUAUGCAUUGUGGUCAAGUUUUCAAUUAUCUACAAUACAACGAGAGUGGACGAGAAACAGUUUAGCAAGUAAAGGACCACCUCUUGUGUUAUAUAGAAAUUGCUAAGUAAAAAGGAACACCUUGUAAGAUUUAUAUUUUAAUCCACAGUAAUAGUUUUAUCAAAAGCUACAGGGGUUUUGUUUACUGUGUUAUGAAAAACAAUGUACAUUUAAACCUUUCUUGCAGAUCAAUGUAUGAAAGUACACAUAUCAUGUAGAUAAGUACACAUAUGAUGUAUGUAAGUACACAUUUAAUGUAUGUAAACACACAUAUAAUGUAUGCAAGUACACAUUAUGUAAUUACACAUAUACUGUAUGUAAUUACACAUAUGUAAGUACACAUACAUUGUAUGUAAGUACACAUAUAAUUACAUGAUGUUAUGCACAUUUUAACAUAAUAUUAAGCAAUUUGCGGACAGAAGUAAUUAAGCAAAUUGUGCUAGGUUUCAACUAAAACUAAUAACAUACGAGGACUUAUAGGUCUUGCAAGUCGUCAGUUUUUUAGUCUUGCUUCUUUAAGCCAGGUAAAUGCUGUUUGUGUGAACUACUAUUGUUUAACAGCUUAAUCAUCUUCUAAAUGAUUUCAUCACAAUCUUAAUUUCUUUCAAAUUUAGUAGAUUACACAAUACAACAAUUUGUUGAGCCACUAGAUUUUCGACGUAAACGAGUCAGUCCUAUUCACAAUGAGUUUAGGGGAAAGCCAUUUGUAUGCAUGCAGCAAUGACCUGCUCUAUUUUGCAUAACAUUUUCUGUUUGAUCUGACAUUUCUCUAGUUGAAAUUCAUUCCCCGACUGUAAAUAUAAUCAGCGACUUUAAAUAUAAGGAAGUUCUAUUUCUAUUAGGAAGUUGAAGACUUUUUGCGCAAUGCUUGCUUGAAAGAAAGCGGGAAAUCUUGACCAUGAUGACAAUGCAAUUCUUAUUAAUGUGAUGAAAAGUGAUGAAAUAUGUCCUCGUAUGUUAGUUUAUUUUGAUUGCCAAUAUAAAUGAACUGAAAGUUGUUCAUUAAUAUACAAACAGAUCAAGUUCUGUAAUAAUUACUUCACUGAUGGACUAACCAUUUUACUUCUUAGAUGAAAAGAGUGGACACAAGUAAAUUGUGAACAUUUAAAUGUCAUAUGAAUUUUUAUACAUCAAUUAACCAACCCUAUUACCCUAUCUUCCAUAUUUUAUGUAUUUGUUACAUAAGUUACUAUAGCAUAGAAAGUCAACAAAUUAUAACAUUCAUAUACUGCAAAAAUCAACUAUAGGUAGCAUGCAUUAAAUAAAUUGAAUCAUUUGAACGUACAUGUACCUUCAAUCUUGUAUUUUGUUUUACUAAAUGAGAAAUAUAUAAACAGUGACUAGCAGAAAUAAUUCUUAAAGUGCAUUUUUUUUAAUAAUAAGUGUUUGCGUCAAAUCAAAUACCUUAUUAACAAACCUUGAAAUUACCAUUGACCUUAAACCCAACAUCACACUGCAUGUGUUAUCAUUCCAUUUCCAGUCACAUAAAACUAUUAACGUCAUAUUUCCGGCUUAAGCCUUAUUUCCCUAUAGAAUCUAUCUCUGCUUGUCAACAUUCAUAUAAGUUUGUAAAACAUUGAAUUAUCAUUAUGUUUACUAUAUUCGGCUUGUAUAACCAUAAUAAAUAGUACCAUAAAUUG